ACCCCUGGCGGCAUGGAAGAGCGCGGCGAUUCCGAGCCGGUCCCCGGCUGCAGCGGUCUGAGCCCGGGCGGCGCUCUUGGCGGCGGCGGCGCCCACCCAUGGGCCCCGGAGGACUCCUGGAUGGGCACGCACCCAAAGUAUUUAGAAAUGAUGGAAUUAGAUAUAGGAGAUGCUACCCAAGUUUAUAUCGCAUUCUUGGUUUACCUGGACCUCAUGGAGAGUAAGAGUUGGCAUGAAGUAAACUGUGUGGGGUUACCGGACCUCCAGCUCAUCUGCCUCGUCGGCACUGAGAUAGAGGGAGAAGGGUUACAGACCGUGGUGCCUACGUCCGUCAGCGCGUCCCUCAGCCAUAACAGGAUAAGGGAGAUCCUGAAGGCAUCUCGAAAACUGCAAGGUGACCCGGACUUGCCGAUGUCUUUCACUUUGGCCAUAGUGGAGUCCGAUUCCACAAUAGUCUAUUAUAAACUUACCGACGGAUUUAUGCUGCCAGACCCUCAGAAUAUUUCCCUUAGAAGAUGACACCUACACUUCCGGUGCUAACUUUAUUCAUACAAGGUUGGAUCUGAGACCCAUGAACCUGCGUAAUCUUUGAUCUCAGAGACAGUCAGGGUUGACUUAGCUGGUCCCAUUCCAUAGUUCCUUUCUAAAGUAUAGAACUUUCCUCGAUAGGAGGACUCAUAGUUGUUCAAAAAUAUGGGAUAGUUGUUCUAAAACUUCCUUAUCUGGAGACAGUUUAGUUACCAGUUUACGCCUCGGAUGUGUUAGGGGUGGAACCCUGUUUCUCCUCUCACUCCCCACUCACAGCUGCCUCGUUGUUUGCUGCUGCUGCUGCUGCUGCAAGCGUUUGUUGGUACUGCCACCUCGUUCCCUCGCUCAGCCCCCUUGGCACCUGUGGCUGCUGCUGCCACCUUGGAAUGCCUCUCAUACCCCCCUUGGGAGCUGGAGAGUUUACUUCAGUCUGGUGUUUCAUCACAACAGAAAGUAAAAAGGUUCUUUCAGUUGUUUUUAAUGUUGCGGUUACUGUUACUUUCCUCUUCGGUUUACUUUAAAUCAAACUUACGAAUAUGUUCAUCCAGAGUAUAAACUUGCCUAGAUUAAUAGGGAGCAGAGAAGUGUCACCUACAGAGUAUUGAACCUUCCUUUCCCUUCUUAUGACCACGACCCUGUAUCAGCAGGAGACUA
Molecule: messenger RNA, 1182 nt
Organism: Pteronotus mesoamericanus
Lineage: Eukaryota; Metazoa; Chordata; Mammalia; Chiroptera; Mormoopidae
Gene: TSEN15
Product: tRNA splicing endonuclease subunit 15
Exons: 5
Coding region: 13-519 (168 amino acids)
Biological process (GO): tRNA splicing, via endonucleolytic cleavage and ligation
Molecular function (GO): nucleic acid binding
Source: RefSeq, a predicted model, not a curated record